AUGGGGACCCUCAUGAAGCUGAGGCUGCCCGGCUGCGAACAUAUGGACGAGAAGACUGCGUCAAAAGUGCGGAAGCUACGGGGCACCGAGGCUGGCCGGGACUUUGUCCAGUAUAUCUGCGUGGAUUGUCCUUUUGAGGGAGGGUUCUCGAAACUGGAUGCCCACUACAGCAAGACCCAGCACAGCUUUGCGACUUCUUCCCGGUCAACUUACUGUGCAGCGUGCCAGGACCUGGUCUACGAUCCAGACUUCGUCCGCAAAGGUACGAAGAAAGGGAACCUGGUUCAGGCGAAUGAAGAAGAGGAUGCUGCCGUUGCGGCGAACACAUCUCAGCGGCCGUGUGGGCGCGAGGGCGUGAGAGGGUUGUUCAACCUCGGAGAGACAUGCUACAUGAAUGCUGUCAUACAAAUGAUGGUCCACAACCCGCUGCUAGCAAGCUUCUUCCUGGGCAUGGGACAUCCAGUCCAUCUUUGUCCGAUCUCCAAUGCGGCAGACAAGAAGGCUGAUUCAGACUCUGAGGACGAGGACGACGAGGAGAAGGAUCCCAAGGCCUGCGUUGCUUGUGGAAUGACUGAAGUGUUCUCCGAUGCUGUGCAGGCCGACCUUUCACAGCCAGCGCAUGCGGUUAACCUCCUAUUCGCCUCUUGGAAGAACAUACCGCAUAUGCAAGGAAAGCAUCAACAAGAUGCUCAAGAAUGGUUCAUGCUCAUCGUUGAUAAGCUUCACGAGUCGCUAUCAGCCAACCCAGACUCGAGACUGCAGUGCGAGUGCUUUUUUCAUAAGGUCUUCUUCGGACGACUUCACCAAGAGGUGACUUGCGACAAGUGCAAAACAGUGUCGGUUACAGAGGAGGAAUACUCCAGCAUCGGUCUAGACUUCAAGAAGCAGUUCAAGAGAAAAAAGAAAGCCCAGCCCGAGGUCAAGACAGUUGUUCCCACUGUACACGAAUGCCUUCGAAGCUACACCGCCCCAGAAGUGCUCUCCGCCGAGCAGUACAAAUGUAGAAAAUGCGAUGCGCCGCGGACGGCAUCAAAGCAGGUCCGUAUCGGUCAGCUCCCAACAAUUCUCUGCGUCCAUGUCAAGCGAUUCGGCAUGAAAACUGCUGGAUCUUGCCUUGUUCAGGAGAAGUACGACGGCAAGAUCGACUUCCCCCUGAUACUGAACAUGAUGCCAUACGUUACACACAUUACCACUGGCAUGAAGAGAGAUGCAUUGGUGUACGAUCUGGACUGUGUCGUUGUUCAUCAGGGUGACAACGUGCACAAUGGCCAUUACUUCGCCUUCUGCCGUAUCGAUAGAAAGUGGUUCCGCUUCGAUGAUGAGAUUGUGUCGGCAACGACGAUAGAGGAAGUCCUGCGACAAGAGGCGUACUUACUGUUCUACUCUUUGCGUAAUCUGGACUAG
Molecule: messenger RNA, 1404 nt
Organism: Cyphellophora attinorum
Lineage: Eukaryota; Fungi; Ascomycota; Eurotiomycetes; Chaetothyriales; Cyphellophoraceae
Product: Ubiquitin carboxyl-terminal hydrolase 8
Exons: 2
Coding region: 1-1404 (467 amino acids)
Biological process (GO): protein deubiquitination
Molecular function (GO): cysteine-type deubiquitinase activity
Source: RefSeq, a predicted model, not a curated record